AUGGCCGAGCUUGAUACUCUGGACAUCAUUGUCCUGUCCGUGAUCCUUCUCGGCACGGCCGCCUACUUCACCAAGGGCAAGUACUGGGCCAUUGAGAAGGACCCCUACGCCAAUGGUUUCGCCAGCGCCGGCGGCCCCAAGGCCGGCAAGACGCGCAACAUUAUCGAGAAGCUAGAUGAGUCCGGCAAGAACUGUGUCAUCUUCUAUGGAUCCCAGACUGGUACCGCUGAGGACUACGCCUCCCGUCUCGCCAAGGAGGGCAAGUCUCGUUUCGGCCUCGAGACUAUGGUCGCCGAUCUUGAGGACUACGACUUUGACAAUCUCGACGCCGUCUCCACCGACAAGGUCGUCAUGUUCGUCCUGGCUACCUACGGCGAGGGCGAGCCCACCGACAACGCCGUUGAGUUUUACGAAUUUAUCACGGGCGAGGACGUCUCGUUCAACGAAGCCAACGAGCCUGCUCUCGGAAACCUCAACUUCGUCGCUUUCGGCCUCGGUAACAACACGUAUGAGCACUACAACUCGAUGGUUCGCAAUGUUACAAAGGCUCUCGAGAAGCUUGGUGCUCACCGCAUCGGCGAGGCCGGCGAGGGUGACGACGGUGCCGGUACCAUGGAGGAAGACUUCCUCGCCUGGAAGGAUCCAAUGUGGACCGCCCUUGCUGAGAAGAUGGGACUUGAAGAGCGCGAGGCCGUCUAUGAGCCCAUCUUCAGCAUCACAGAGCGUGACGGCCUGACCCCUGAGUCGCCCGAGGUGUACCUUGGUGAGCCUAACAAGAUGCAUCUCGAGGGUGCUGCCAAGGGACCCUUCAACUCGCACAACCCUUACAUUGCCCCGAUUGCCGAGUCGAGAGAGCUCUUCAAUGUCAAGGACCGUAACUGCCUCCACGUUGAGGUCGAUGUCAGCGGCUCCAACCUCUCCUACCAGACCGGUGAUCACAUUGCCAUCUGGCCCACGAACCCAGGCCACGAGGUCGAUCUCUUCCUCGAUGUCAUCGGCCUCAAGGACAAGCGCCACACUGUUGUCAGCAUCAAGGCCCUCGAGCCCACCGCCAAGGUCCCCUUCCCGACGCCGACUACCUACGACGCCAUCGUUCGCUACCACCUGGAGAUCGGAGCUCCAGUGUCCCGCCAGUUUGUUUCCACCCUGGCUGCUUUCGCCCCCAAUGACACCGCUCGCGCCGAGAUGACUAGACUUGGCGGCGACAAGGACUACUUCCACGAGAAGACGGGUGCCCACUACUUCAACAUCUCCCGUUUCCUCUCCUCCGUGAGCGGCGGCGCCCCAUGGGCCAAUAUCCCCUUCUCCGCCUGGAUCGAGGGCAUCACCAAGCUUCAACCCCGCUACUACUCCAUCUCCUCGUCCUCCCUCGUCCAGCCCAAGAAGAUCUCCAUCACCGCCGUCGUCGAGCGCCAGGCUAUUCCUGGCCGCGAAGAGGACCCCUUCCGCGGCGUUGCCACCAACUACCUCUAUGCCCUCAAGCAGAAGCAGAACGGCGACCCAAACCCCGAGGCCUUUGGCCAGACAUACGAAAUCACUGGUCCCAGGAACAAGUACGACGGUAUUCACGUGCCUGUACAUGUUCGCCACUCCAACUUCAAGCUGCCCUCUGACCCCUCUCGUCCCGUCAUCAUGGUCGGCCCUGGCACCGGCGUCGCACCCUUCCGUGCCUUCAUCCAGGAGCGUGCCAAGCAGGCCGAGGACGGCGCGACUGUCGGUCCGACACUGCUCUUCUUCGGCUGCCGCAAGUCUACCGAAGACUUUGUUUACAAGGAGGAAUUCGAGUCGUACAAGAAGUCCCUCGGCGACAGCUUCGAACUCAUCACGGCCUUUUCCCGCGAGGGCCCCAAGAAGGUCUACGUCCAGCACCGCCUGCGCGAGCGCGCCCAGCAGGUCAACGACCUCCUUCAGAAGAAGGCCUACUUCUACGUCUGCGGCGACGCCGCCAACAUGGCGCGCGAGGUCAACACGUUCCUCGGCCAGAUCAUUGCCGAGCAGCGCGGCGUGUCCGAGGCUAAGGCUGAGGAGAUUGUCAAGGGAAUGCGCGCGGCGAACCAGUACCAGGAGGACGUCUGGUCUUAG
Messenger RNA from Verticillium dahliae VdLs.17, 2082 nucleotides. Its product is annotated as NADPH-cytochrome P450 reductase. The coding region runs from base 1 to 2082 and encodes 693 amino acids. The record is from RefSeq and is a predicted model, not a curated record. Gene Ontology annotation, molecular function: FMN binding; NADPH-hemoprotein reductase activity; flavin adenine dinucleotide binding. Lineage: Eukaryota; Fungi; Ascomycota; Sordariomycetes; Glomerellales; Plectosphaerellaceae. Gene Ontology annotation, cellular component: cytosol. The transcript is spliced from 3 exons.